This is a messenger RNA of Pistacia vera, 1207 nucleotides long. RefSeq lists its product as uncharacterized. Lineage: Eukaryota; Viridiplantae; Streptophyta; Magnoliopsida; Sapindales; Anacardiaceae. Bases 35 to 748 code for a protein of 237 amino acids. The transcript has 5 exons. The record is from RefSeq and is a predicted model, not a curated record.
ACAGCAGCUAAAACUGAAACAAGAGUUGAGCAAUAUGGCUAUGGCUAUCGCUAUGGCUAUGGCCACAACCUCCAAAAUAUCAAAUCCUUUGAUGUAUAAUUGGUCAGCGCCUCCCAUUAACGAGAAAAAACCCUCUCUCAGAAUGAAUCGGAGUUUCCGUUUGCGAACUCGAUCUUUGUCAAUAGAGACUGAAGUCGCAGACACUGUUGAAUCCCAGUCACUCGUUCGUCGCCUCAUUCUUCUUCGGCACGCUAAGAGUUCCUGGGAAAACCCCUCACUUCGAGAUCAUGAUCGCCCUUUGAGUAAAGCUGGGCGGGAUGAUGCUAUCAAAGUUUCACAGAAGCUUCAACAAUUGGGCUGGAUCCCUCAACUUAUUUUAUCCAGUGAUGCAGUGCGAACCAGGGAGACUCUUAAGAUAAUGCAGGAACAUGUGAAAGGCUUUUUGGAAGCUGAAGUUCAUUUUAUUUCCAGCUUUUAUUCUGUUGCAGCAAUGGAUGGACAAACUGCUGAACAUCUUCAACAAGCUAUAUGUAAAUACUCAACAGAUGAAAUAGUUACCGUCAUGUGUAUGGGACAUAAUAGAGGAUGGGAGGAGGCAGCAUCAAUGUUUGCAGGUGCCUUGAUAGAACUUAAGACAUGCAACGCUGCUUUGCUUGAAGCCUCUGGAAAAUCAUGGGAAGAGGCAUUUGCUAUUGCAGGACUUGGGGGGUGGAAGCUUCAGGGCAUAGUAACACCUAGUAGCGUGUAGAAUUUUAUAAAAUUCUGAAUGCUAGCAGAACUGAUGCGCGUCCUCUGUCGUCUGAACGGCUAACCUUUAAAGAAAGGAAAAAGAAGAAAAAUUGUAUACAAGUUGUUCUACUUGUCAUUCGCAUUUCUCCUGAAUCUAUUCCUCAAGAAAGUUAAUAUAAUCGUGGCCUUAAACACCAGAAAUGCAAUCAGCAAAGUUGCAAUUAAAUGGAAACUAAUCUUAUUAGUCACCAGAGAUUAUUCUUCAUCUACUCGCUGUAGAUGUUGUUCAAGAGUACAUGCAAAGGCGAUACGCCAAAGUGAAGUAUGUUGUUGUUUUUACAGUGGGUGAUGAUCUCCACUGGUUGAAGCACGGCAAAGCUAGAGCAUCCAGAAAUAAUCUGAAAUGGCCAAAGAUAUAAAGUUGUAAUUAAUGUAAAUACGUUAAUCUGAUUUAUGGAAAAUUGUCAAAUGAUUGCAA